AUGCGAGCAUUGCUGUUGAUCGGUCUGUUGUGCGCCGUGAGGGUCGAAUCGCAGUUUUGGAACAACCCCAAUUUUUUUCAGAACUGGUUUAGGCAACCGAAGAAUGAUUUGAAACGGGAAAUUACUACCAAAUCGCCCACUACUAUCACAACAACCAGGAAAUUGCAGGAAACAACUAGGACACUUCAGGAAACAACUACGAAAUUCGAGACUGUUACAAAAAUUCCGCCUACGAUUUCGUAUUCUGCGGAAACUACCCCUAGGAAGUUAACUACUAUCACUUCUACGGUUACUUCGACUGAUGGUAGUACCAUUUAUGAUACUACUAGUGACGUCACUGGCACCACAGAAGAGCCAAGGGAUAACAGCAGGACUCACGAUUUUUAUUUAAGCAAACGGGAGAGACCACAAAUUAAAAUUUCAACGAAUAUUAGUCAAUAUAAAAAUAUUGAAGUAUCGUCGGAAAAUGUUGGUACUCGUCAUGUUGGUAGAACAUCAGGUACGUCUCAAGUAACUCUUUUAAGGAUAACAAAUCUGCAAUACGCAAACGUCUCCGUGGCUUCGAAUUGGCCGAGAGUCUCAGAUUCUGAGAGCCCGAGUGUAGCGUGCAUAAAUAAAGCUGGUGAAGCAAAGAGAGAUAGCAGAUAG
Molecule: messenger RNA, 648 nt
Organism: Psylliodes chrysocephalus
Lineage: Eukaryota; Metazoa; Arthropoda; Insecta; Coleoptera; Chrysomelidae
Source: the annotation of a GenBank genome assembly